This is a messenger RNA of Rhopilema esculentum, 3237 nucleotides long. RefSeq names its product T-box transcription factor TBX5. Gene Ontology annotation, biological process: cell fate specification; regulation of transcription by RNA polymerase II; positive regulation of DNA-templated transcription. The record is from RefSeq and is a predicted model, not a curated record. Gene Ontology annotation, cellular component: chromatin; nucleus. Gene Ontology annotation, molecular function: RNA polymerase II cis-regulatory region sequence-specific DNA binding; DNA-binding transcription factor activity, RNA polymerase II-specific. NCBI's taxonomy places the organism in Eukaryota, Metazoa, Cnidaria, Scyphozoa, Rhizostomeae, Rhizostomatidae.
UGUUUCUGAAUAAAUCUUGGUCGAAAAAUAUCAGACAUCCUGGGAAGUAAUUUACUGAAGGCAAACUGGAUCUUUUUAAUCUUACUGUAUUUUUCAUAUGACUUCAAAUAUCAUUUUUUUACGGUACUAUGAAAGAGCUAUUGAAUUGACAGGCUUUUCGUGACUUUUUUCUCACAUCCACUGUCAGAGAGUGUUGUAAAGUUGCCAACAAGUAAACUAUACUGCUUUGAAGACGCCCUAAUAGCGGUACUCUUUUCGCGCACUUUAUCAAUCAACAUAUAAAAAAGCAGCUACAUUGGUCGAAGAACAAAAGACAAAACGUUUAGAUGUCUUCAAUAUUUUAUUUGUUUGGUUAUGACCUCAGCAUUGCAAUGUUUUGUUGUUGGAUGGUCGUAGCAUUUUGGCACAGGAAAGGCAGAAAUGCCACAAAAAAGUUGCGGGAAUGUUAUUCUGAUAAACCACAACAUGGACCUAUCCACUGACGAACGAAUUUGUUCAAAGACAGUCUUAAGCUCUACUUCCAUUUGAAGCAUUUUUCAACUAAGGGGACCUGUAUUUCAUUUCGUCAUCCAUAAAUACUGAGAUGCCAGACGAGGGUUCACCUGAUCCAUUGUCAGGAGGUUUGGCGAAAUCAUUUACAAACACGCUUACGACUGUAAUGAAUCAGACCAUCUCAGAAGAUAGGGUUGCUCAAGGAGAAAUGGUUGAGGAUUCAAAAAUACCCGUCUGUGGUGAAAUCAAGGAUCCGAAUAUAAAAGUGACGUUGCAAAAUAAGGAAAUAUGGGACAAGUUCCAUGCCUGUGGGACAGAAAUGAUUAUCACCAAAGCAGGAAGGCGGAUGUUUCCAGUGAUCAAAGUAAGCAUAUCUGGACUGAACCCAAAGCUAAAAUACAUUCUUGUGAUGGAUAUUGUCCCUGUCGAUGACAACAGGUACAAGUACCACAAUUCAGAAUGGACAAUAGCAGGCAAAGCAGAGCCUCAUAUGCCAGGCAGGUUGUACGUCCACCCAGACUCGCCAUCAACUGGUGCACAGCUCAUGAGACAAGUGAUCAGUUUUCAGAAGAUCAAGCUCACAAACAACCACCUCGACCAAUCAGGACAUGAUGGUUACCUCACAAAAGCUAUUAGACAGAUAAUUCUGAACUCGAUGCAUAAAUAUCAGCCUCGAAUUCACAUAGUGCAAGCAGACGACAGUUCCCCGACUGCCCUUCGAAAAAGCACCUUCACUACGCAUGUGUUUACCGAGACCGAGUUCAUGGCUGUGACCGCAUACCAGAAUCCUCGGACAACCCAGCUGAAGAUUGAGCACAACCCCUUUGCGAAAGGAUUUCGAGGUGGCUGCAACACUGAUCAUUACGCGAGCAUGAAGAGGUACCACGAGCAAGACCUAUAUUACGCAGCGAAACGUGUCUAUCAACCUGCAAUGUCAAGCAUGGCCGGAAUCAGUAGAACGUGCCCAACGAUGUAUAAUCCGCCACAAAAACCAUACUCCGACAUAUACGGUUCCUCGAACUAUGGAACAAUGGAGUACCCUUAUGCCACCAACCAACCUUACAUUUCUAAAUCUUGCAGCCCGGAACAAGAAUCAUAUUCGACUUCCAAGGAGGAGCGCUCACCUAGCUCCUCCCCAGCCUCUCCGGAAUCCAACGUGCCGCACGGCUUCCCAAGCGGCCCUGCACCGCCUUUGGCCCAUCCACCAGCUCAUGCCAUGAGUGCUGGAUACCCGAUGCCGCCAACCGGCUAUCUCGCCAACGGUAUGUCCUCUGUGUAUGGAUAUCCACAGUCAUAUUGCAGUAUUUAUACGUCGCCUUCCGAAAACUACCAUGGUCGGGCAGAACACUGCAUGCGAUCUGCCUACAGCUGGCAGCCUGAUAAUGCUUAUCACUAAGAAGUUGGUGACCUCUUAAUGAUAACCGGGUCUGGUCCUAUUGUAAAGCUGGACAACUGCAUGAACGGUUGAAGUUGCAGGGAAGAGCUCGAUUGGGACAGUAGAAACAUUUGAAGCUUGCCAUGGAUCGAGGAACCCUCAUCAUUUCCCGAAUCUCGAACCUUCAGUGAGAUUUUUAUAGGCAUCGACAGAAUUAAGGUCAUCUACUUGCAAGAGGCCUCCAAUUUCAAGCUAUUGUACUUCCAAAUUUCUCCCAUUCGAAUCCUCUCUUUAAUUAACGAAAUCCUUUUCUUGAUUGGGAAUUUUUCAACGUAUACUCUCUGUUAAUUGCUAAGAGGUGUGCCGUGGAUAACUGGCCACAAUCCUAAUCGUCAGCCAUCAAACUGAGAAAACAACCAAAUGUAAAGCCUAGAGUUGUGGGGGGGGGGUAUCAGCCCCAAGCCCAACAAUUAGCAAAAUAGGCAACACAGUAUACAAUAUUUAGAGAUACGAUAUUCACCAUUUUUGUAAGGUUUUUUUUAACUAUUUUUCACUUUAACCUCAACACUGAGAGGCCUGAUAAGUAUCCACUGCUUGAGCCCCCAUCGCUUACUGUUUUAGCUGUCCAUAGCCUCCUCUGCCCAUUUUUGCCAAAAAAAUUGAAAUUGAAAUGCAUAACAUUGUUCAAACAUUAUGUAUCUUACCAAAAAAACUUUUUACACGUAUUCUGAGUGUUUACUGUAAAUGUGAGUGUAUUGCUUUAUCUAGAUGGGUACGUUGAGUUCGUCCCUGCCUAUACCUGAAAAUAGUGUAGAAAAUGUUAGAUAAAUUUUAUGGACAAUAUACAGAUAGAGAUAAUUUAACCUGUUUUAUAAUCAAUGUUGACAAAUUAGAAAAUAAGGAAAUGGAAUCCUAAAUAAUGCGCAUGACUGCUAUAACGACAUUUUCACUCAAUUUCUCGUUUGUGAAUGUGAUUGUUUUAAUUGAUUGCAACCAACGAAGGGGUUGAAUGAAAAAUGAAUUUCAUGGCAAUCGAUAUGUAUUAUUGUGGCCUAAACGACCUUUCAAUCGACAAUUGACCAAUCAAUAAGCAUGAACGGCUAACACGUGAAUUGAUUGGUCAAUAAUUGAUUGACACAUGGCUUGGGCCACAAUUGCCUUCAAUUGGUGAUAUUACAAUUUUGCUUAGGGACUUACUAUGUUUACUGUUUCUUAAGAAUUUAACUGAUGAAAAAUUGGUAUUAAAUUCAAGCUAUAAGCUGUUUUUGCAAAAUAGAUAUGGUGGACUAACUCUGGUCUUGACAAACCAAUAGUUAGCUCCAAAAUGCCCCGACUAAUUUGAACCCGUAUUAAUAAUUGUAGAAUUGUAC